AUAAUUAAACAACCAUCAAUGCGAUGUUAACAGAUUAGAAACUAAUGAAAUUUGAAAUAUAUUUUUAAGAUAAUAAGAAGACACUGAACUGAAAUACUACCUCAUGUGUGUUGUAAAUUGAUCUAAUUAUAGAACUGUGUCUGUUUUUAAAUAUUCAAUCCAGUAUUUUCGCCGAUGCAAACGGAUUGAUUGUUACAUUGAUUUAAGCCAUUAUAAUAUGACAACGUUUACCAUACCUUCUUGUUUUAUAACGGUAUAUAUAAAACAAACUGUUUUGAGUUUCAGAAAAUGAAUUCUGAAUGCAAGAAAAGGAUACAUCGUUCUAGUGCAAUACGAAAUCGUAGUCGGGAGCGUGUGAGCGUCAGGCGGAGUUGUAGUCGGGAUACGCGUGCGAGCGUCAGGCGAAGUCGCAGUCACAGCCGACGGGAAGAUGACCGCCAAAGUCGGAGUAAGAGUAGAAGUCCUAUCUUGCCAAGGCGACGCGAAAGACGUGUGCGUACCCCACCGAGGAACACAUCUAGACCAAGCCGUAUUGACGGAGAAACAUACCCACCUCGAAUAUGUAGGGCACACCGUAGCCGAAGUCCUGUGAGGGGAUUUAGUGAUGCCGAGGAUGGUAUGGAUAUGGCCAGGAGUGCUCCUAGACAAUAUGCCACUGAUGACAGGAACUAUCAGCGUAAUCGAAGCCGGGACCGAAGUCAGCUGAGACGUCAACGUGAGCAGAGUGAAGAGUGUGAAGCCCUGAAAAGACGACUUGCAGCCUUGGAAAGUCAGUUGGGAAGGGAACGAGUGAUCAAUCAACGCAGAAGGAAUGAGAAUCGAGUGUCAGAGCCACGAAAUAGCCCGGAGCCUAAGGACUCAAGGUAUGACUCAGCAUCUUUAUUUUUUAAUGAGUUUGCAAAGUUCUUUAAAAAUAAGCCUGGUGACCGUGAACACUUCCCAUCGCACAUGAAUAAUGUUAUCCCUGAGUUUGACCCCCUUCUUAAGCAACAAACGAUCCAAGUUUGGUUAGACAAGGUAGAUGAGUGCGCCGAGAUUUAUGAAUGGUCCGAUAAACAGAUAGUACAUUACGCUCUUCCAAAACUGAUAGGACAUGCAAAGCUUUGGUAUCAAGGCCUACCAUCCCUAAAACGUACUUGGAUGGAAUGGAAACAGUUGUUAAAGGAGUCGUUUCCAUCCACCGAAAAUUAUGCAGAUUUGCUGACAGAAAUGUUAGGGAAACGAGCACGAUUUGGCGAUAACUUUGAAUUAUAUUAUUAUAACAAAAUAAAUUUGCUUAAUCGCUGCAAAAUUUUCGGUCCACAAGCUGUAGAUUGCCUGAUUCACGGCGUAGACGAUCGUGGUGUAAGAGUAGGGGCUCAAGCAGCCAAGUUUAAAAAACCGGAAGAUGUCUUGGAGUUUUUCAAAUCUGUCCGGGACAAUAAUUUAAGACGUGAUCGACAAACUAUGAACUCCAACAUGUUUUCACGGCCUAAAAUUAGCGAACAACCUGGAACUUCAAAACAGUUAAUUUCCUCACAGCCAAUUGUUUGUUUUAAUUGCAAGCAGAAGGGUCAUCCCAGCUUUAAGUGCCCUAAGCCCUUGGUUAAGUGUUCUUUGUGUCAAUUAAUAGGCCAUACAGCGGUAGAAUGUCGUAAAAAGAAUAAUCCAGAGUCUGACAAUAAGGAUAAAACUGUUUUGAAGGUCCUGAAGGAUCAUCAUGAAACAGAGGUUCAACUAUCGAACUCAAUCAGCACCGAGAAGGAUUUAGCUGCUAAAAAUAAAUACAAUGUUCCAAUACAAAUCAAUGAUCAAACUGUAGUAGGACUUGUAGAUUUAGGUAGUGAGGCAACCUUAUUACGUCAAUCAGACGCUUUGCGAUUAAAAUUAACAUGGGAACCAGUUGAUGGUCCGUACCUACGAGGGCUUGGUAACAUUCCAUAUCUACCAGAGGGUAGAACGUUUGCGACAGUGACGGUACAAGGCGUAGUAGAAAAAGACGUAGAGAUAUUUAUUGUAACUGAUCAAUUAAUUAAUUACCCAAUCCUCCUAGGGCACAGUUUUUCAGAACGUCCCAAUUUACGCAUAACAAAAACCGCUACAGAAUUGAUUUUUGAUCGAGUCCCACUUACGGAUACGGAGUGUCCAUCUAAGGUUCCGUUGAGGGCAACUUGUGACGUCUUGAUUCCUGCAAAUGGCCUUAAGACUGUUCAUGUUAAGUCCAGUGAUGUCGUUAGUUUUAGAAUAUACGUACCUGGAUCGGUAAGGGGCUGUUCUAAUAGAGAGUAUUAUCUCCUACCAGGUGAAUACCAGAUCGUAAAUGGAGAAUGUCAUUUGUUGGUUCAUAAUUUGUGUUCAAAUGACAUUCACUUACCUGAGGACACUCUUAUAACGCGUGUUAUUGCUUUGACCCGCGAAUUAAGAAUAAACUUGACGGAAUACGAUUGCAGUCCAGCUUGUACAAUUAAUUAUGGUUCACAACUUUCGACCGAACAUAAACACAAGUUGGACACGCUGUUGACUGAAUUCAAAGAUUGUUUUUCUUCUGGCAUGCACGAUUUGGGAUUUACAACGGAAACAGAGAUGGUGAUUCAACUUAAGGACUCUGAUCCGGUUGUCUACCGCCCGUAUAGAUUGUCGUUUAGUGAACGGAGGAAGGUACAGGAUAUGAUUGACGAAAUGGUAGAUUGCGGGAUAGUUCGCCAUUCAAGUUCCCCAUAUGCCAGUCCAAUAGUUUUAAUUAAAAAGAAAACUGGGGACUUGAGGCUUUGUGUGGACUAUCGUGCCCUUAAUAGUAAGACGAAGAGAGAUCACUAUCCCCUUCCAAGGAUAGAUGAUCUACUUGACCAACUUUCAGGACAAACUAUUUUUACUACCCUUGACCUAGCCUCAGGGUAUCAUCAGAUUCCGAUAGCUAGUGAGUCUAUAGAAAGGACUGCGUUCGUAACGCCGGAUGGUCAAUACGAGUAUACUCGUAUGCCAUUCGGCCUUGCGAACGCACCCGCUGUCUUUCAGCGACUCAUUCAUAAGGUCUUAGGAAAAGCCGGAAUAAAGCAUACCAUCGUUUAUAUGGAUGAUAUACUCAUUCCGUCUAAAUCUAUCGAUGAAGGCUUAGACCGUCUAAAAGAUGUCCUUAAGGCACUUAGAGACAGUGGGUUAACGUUAAAAUUAGAAAAAUGCCACUUCUUUAAAGAAUCUAUUGAUUUCCUUGGCUUUGAAAUUAGCAAAGGUGAGAUAAGACCCGGAGCUCAAAAAACCCUAGCAGUUGCUCAAUUUGCACCUCCACAAAAUCAACAUGAUCUGAGGAGGUUUCUAGGCUUAGCUAGUUUUUUCAGACGCUUUGUAAAGGACUUCGCCUCUAUUGCUAGACCUCUCACAGACCUUUUAAGGAAAAAUACCCCUUGGCGGUGGUCACAAAAUGAAGAGGGUGCCUUUAUUAAGCUGAAAGAUAAUUUGACAAAACGACCAAUUUUGGCUCUGUAUAAUCAUGCUGCAGAGACUCAGUUACAUACUGAUGCGAGCCAAAUUGGUGUGGCAGGCAUAUUAUUGCAGAGAUUAAAUGACGAGCCAUUUAGACCUGUAGCUUAUUUCAGCCGUCGUACUACCGCUGACGAACAGAAACUGCAUUCCUUUGAGUUGGAGACGUUAGCGGUGGUAUUUUCACUCAAUAAGUUCAGGGUCUAUUUACUGGGCAUAAAAUUCACGAUCUUUACUGACUGUCACGCUUUGCGCACUACAUUUACAAAAAGAGACCUCAUUCCCCGCAUUUCACGGUGGUGGAUCCAAUUUUUGGAAUAUGACUGUAGUAUAGAAUAUCGACCGGGUGAUAGGAUGGCCCAUGUAGAUUGUUUAAGUCGAAGUCCCGUAGAAACCGAAGAAAGUGACGUACAUAACUUAGACGUAUUGAGGGUAGACGCCGUCGAUUGGAUCACUACCGUGCAAUCGGGAGAUUCAGAGAUCACUCGUAUUAAAGAAAUUUUGGAAGAUCCGGAAACCGCAAAAAUUGCUUCGAUUAGAAAGGAUUACAAAAUCAAAAAUGGGCGGGUCUUUCGCAUUAUUGAUGACACAACUGAUAGAUGGGUUGUACCUAGAGCCGUACGUUGGCAGCUUUUACGGGCAAAUCACGACGAUGUGGGCCAUUUUGGCUUUGAGAAAACUUUAGAAAGGGUGCGAGCUUCUUAUUGGUUCCCAAAAAUGAGGAAGUUUGUGAAGAAGUAUGUCUCGGCAUGCUUAGGCUGUGCUCAUCACAAAAUUCCUUCCGGGGCCAAAGAAGGGGAACUUCACCCUAUUCCCAAAGUCGAAAUACCCUUCCACACCGUUCAUGCCGAUCAUCUCGGGCCCUUCGUUCGAAGCAAAAAGAGAAACGUGCACUUACUAGUCAUAGUAGAUGCGUUUACCAAAUAUGUAAAUUUGACCCCCGUUCGUAGCACCAAGUCUAAGGCUAGUAUUAAAGUAUUCCGUCACUAUUUCAGCUUGUUUGGUAUUCCAACUCGCCUCAUUACAGACAGAGGUACUAGCUUCACGAGCCGUAAAUUCAAAUCCUUUGUAGAUGGCCACGGUAUAAAACAUAUUAUGAAUUCCGUAGCCACUCCACGUGCGAACGGCCAGGUAGAACGGUAUAACCGGACUAUCCUUUCUGCCUUAGGAGCUAUGACCCACGACAAAGGUGCUGAAACAUGGGAUGAAUACAUCCCAGAUAUUCAAAUCGGGAUUAAUACGUCUGUUCAUGCGGUUACAAAAAAAACUCCCACUGAGUUAUUGUUUGGGCGAAACGUUUCGCACGCUUCUCAGGGAGUCUUAAAUGAUGUGGCUUUGCAAGCAGAUAAUACAUCGGAAAAGACGUUAGACGAAGUAAGGGCUGAGGCGAGUAGUCGUAUUGCUAAAAAUCAAGAAAUCAACAAAAGUCGAUAUGAUCUACGUAGGAAAAGGGCUACUAAUUAUAAAGAGGGUGAUUUGGUCAGGAUAAUUAAAGCUGUACCAUCGGGCACCGGACAGUCAAAGAAAUUAGAGCCCAAAUGUCAAGGUCCAUACAAAAUUAAAAAGAUCUUACCUAAUGAUAGAUUUGUAGUAGUAGACACCCCGCUGACUAGAAAAGGUAGACCAUACGAGGGUGUAAUAUCCAUUGACAAAAUGUUCCCCUGGCUAAGCUUUAGCGCGAAUUAUACGUCUAGUGAAGAGAGUGGUGAAGAAUAUGUCCCUAAACUAACGAAAAAGGGGUAUUGUGUGACGGUCACUGGCAGCUUGUUAUGUUACUUAAUCAGAAUUUAAAUUUAAUUUUAGUUUAUUAAUCGACUUUUAUUUCUUAAUCAUGCUGAGUUGUAAAUUGUUUAUUUUUGAUGGAUUGAUACUGAUGAAAUGAUUAAGAUAGAAAUAUUUGAUGUCAUUUGAGAUGACAGAAAAUAGGUGUCAUUUGAGAUGACAGAAAAUGGGUGUCAUUUGAGAUGACCAAACUGAGUGUCAUUUGAGAUGACCAAACUGGGUGUCAUUUGAGAUGACCAAACUGGGUGUCAUUUGAGAUGACCAAACUGGGUGUCAUUUGAGAUGACCAAACUGGGUGUCAUUUGAGAUGACUAAAAUGGAUGCCAUUUGAGACGGCUAUAAUAGGUGUCAUUUGAGAUGACCCUAACGAUUGUAAUGAAUUAAGCGAAAUAAUGUCAUUUGAGAUUACCCUAAUGAACAUAAUGAAAUUGUGAAAUACG
Messenger RNA from Ostrinia furnacalis (Asian corn borer), 5678 nucleotides. RefSeq lists its product as uncharacterized. Bases 289 to 5247 code for a protein of 1652 amino acids. The transcript has 3 exons. NCBI's taxonomy places the organism in Eukaryota, Metazoa, Arthropoda, Insecta, Lepidoptera, Crambidae. The record is from RefSeq and is a predicted model, not a curated record. Gene Ontology annotation, biological process: proteolysis; DNA integration. Gene Ontology annotation, molecular function: aspartic-type endopeptidase activity; nucleic acid binding; zinc ion binding.